AUGCCGGAGACGGGAGACGUGGAUCGUCAGAUCGAGCAGCUGAUGGAGUCCUUCUUUGCCAUUGAAAACAGUCAUUCUUUUAGUGAUUGGUUGGAUAUACGAAGAGAAGCGACUAGUGUUUGUACUGAGAAUUAUGAUCGAUGCGGUUGGGGGAUAUCUCCUCGUGGAGCAGGCUACACGUUCGGUCAAGAUAUCGCUACUCAGUUUAACCACACCAAUGGACUCAGCCUGAUUUCAAGAGCACACCAACUUGUCAUGGAAGGUUAUAACUGGUGCCAAGAAAAGAACGUUGUGACUGUGUUUAGUGCCCCGAACUAUUGCUACCGAUGCGGAAACAUGGCUGCGAUUCUAGAGAUAGAUAUGCGAGAACAUGGACCAGAACUUCCUUCAGUUCGAUCCAGCCCCGCGUCAAGUCGAACCUGA
Molecule: messenger RNA, 423 nt
Organism: Raphanus sativus (radish)
Lineage: Eukaryota; Viridiplantae; Streptophyta; Magnoliopsida; Brassicales; Brassicaceae
Product: serine/threonine-protein phosphatase PP2A-5 catalytic subunit-like
Exons: 2
Coding region: 1-423 (140 amino acids)
Biological process (GO): mitotic cell cycle; peptidyl-serine dephosphorylation
Cellular component (GO): cytosol
Molecular function (GO): protein serine/threonine phosphatase activity
Source: RefSeq, a predicted model, not a curated record